AUGGAACCGCCUAAGUCUAUAAAGGAUGUUCAAAAGUUAACAGGAAGAAUCGCGGCACUAGGGAGUUUCAUCUCGAAGUCAGGGGAUAAGUGCUUGCCCUUCUUUAAGGCUUUGAAGAAAGUUAAAGAUUUUGAAUGGACAAGUGAGAGCCAAGAGGCCUUUGAGCAGUUGAAGAAGUAUAUGGCAGAGCCACCACUCUUAUCAAAGCCUGUAGAUGGAGAAACAUUAUAUGUCUACUUGGCUGUGUCUGAGAAAGCACUGAGUGCGGUCUUGUUUGCCUUAGCCAUAUUUAUAGCUUCAAGAAAGCUGAGGCCUUACUUCCAGGCUCACAAAAUUGAAGUCUUGACAGAACAACCCCUUAGGAACAUAAUGCAUAGCCCGAAGGCUAGUGGAAGAUUAAUCAAAUGGGCAGUAGAGCUCGGGGAAUUCGAAAUUCGAUACAAACCAUGGGUGGCAAUCAAGGCUCAAGCUCUAGCUGACUUCCUCGUUGAAUGCACCAUUGACCACAAGGAAGUCGAGGGGCAGGAGAGUAAGGUAGAGGAACCCAAAGAAGAGGAGAAACCUAAAGAGUAUUGGUUACUAUUUUUUGACGGAGCUUCAAAAACAAAAAAUAGUGGCGCAGGGCUGGUGCUCCGAAGCCCGGAUGGGUUCACGGUCGUGUACGCUAUCAAGUUAGACUUUCCAACUACCAACAACGAAGCUGAGUAUGAGGCCCUUAUAGCUGGAUUGGGAUUGGCGAGAACCCUAAGGGUUAAAAACCUGAAAGUCUAUGGGGACUCAAGGCUUGUGGUGUCACAGGUUAAUGGAGAAUUUGAGGCACGAGAAGAAACAAUGCUGAGAUACUUGAGGAUUGUUAAAGCUCAGAUGACACAAUUUGAAGAAUGUUUGGUAGAACAUAUACCCAAGGAAGAGAAUGCAAAGUCUGAUGCCUUAUCCCAGUUUGCAUCCUCGGAAAAUGAGGUGUGCUCGGGAAGUGUUUACUAUCAGGUUUUGAAAACCCUAAGUAUCAAUGCCAAGCUGGUAGCCCCAAUUCACACAGAGGCCACAUGGAUUGAUGAAAUCAAAUCGUAUCUUGAAACUGGACACCUACCACCUGAUGCUGGGGAAGCACGAAAACUACAGGUAAGAGCUUUAAAGUAUGCACUGAUUGAGGGGAUUCUCUAUAAGAAGUCUUUUGUUAUACCAUAUUUGAAGUGUUUAAGGCUAGAUGAGGCCCGGGAAGCCCUGAAAGAGGUUCAUGAAGGAAUUUGUGGCCAGCACCUAGGUGGGAGAGCCCUGGCUCACAAAGUUACUCGCCUUGGGUUGUUUUGGCCAAAUAUGCUGAAGGAUGCGAAGGAUUAUGUUAAGAGAUGCGAUCGAUGUCAGAGAUUUGCACCUGUUGUGCACCAGCCCCCAGAGAUGUUGACAUCCAUUAACUCCCCGAUUCCCUUUGCUAUGUGGGGGAUGGAUAUCCUAGGGCCGUUUCCACUCGCCAGUGCUCAAAGGAUGUUUUUGUUAGGGUAUGGCAUACCUCGAGUCUUGGUUACUGACAAUGGAGCCCAGUUCAACAGUACAGAGUUUGUAGGAUACUGUAACGACUAUAGCAUUGAGCUACGAUUCACUUCGGUUGCCCACCCUCAAGCCAAUGGGCAAGCUGAAGUAGCCAAUAGGAUAAUCCUUGAUGGACUAAAGAAAAGAGUCGAGAAAGAGCAUGGGUCUUGGGCUGAAGAGAUUCUCCCUAUACUAUGGGCAUAUCGAACAACUUGCAAGGUCUCCACCGGAGCAACCCCGUUGCAGUUAGUUUACGGAACUGAAGCCGUGGUGUCACUUGAGAUAACUCAUACCUCCCCCAGGGUCCAGCAGUAUGAGCCCGAAGCCAAUGAGGAAGGAAUGAGAGUCGCACUCGACAUGAUCGAUGAGGUCCGAGAUGAGGCUAACGCCAGGAUCGUUGAGAGCCAAAAAUGA
Molecule: messenger RNA, 1944 nt
Organism: Daucus carota subsp. sativus
Lineage: Eukaryota; Viridiplantae; Streptophyta; Magnoliopsida; Apiales; Apiaceae
Exons: 3
Coding region: 1-1944 (647 amino acids)
Biological process (GO): DNA integration
Molecular function (GO): RNA-DNA hybrid ribonuclease activity; nucleic acid binding
Source: RefSeq, a predicted model, not a curated record